Messenger RNA from Trichoplusia ni (cabbage looper), 1708 nucleotides. Its product is annotated as aminoacylase-1A-like. The record is from RefSeq and is a predicted model, not a curated record. The transcript has 10 exons. Gene Ontology annotation, cellular component: cytoplasm. NCBI's taxonomy places the organism in Eukaryota, Metazoa, Arthropoda, Insecta, Lepidoptera, Noctuidae. Gene Ontology annotation, molecular function: aminoacylase activity. Gene Ontology annotation, biological process: amino acid metabolic process. The coding region runs from base 332 to 1666 and encodes 444 amino acids.
UGAUAAACGUGGUCUUCCUGCAUUAUACAGAUAUCCGCUUAGCCUUCAUUUUUAAAUAAGAUAAAUAGACUAUACAAAUGUAUGUAAUAGCGAAAGUGUUACACGCAUAUUUACGUCUGCUAACAACUAUUUAAUUCAGUGAUAAUAGUAUAGUUCUAACCAAGCAAUGUAUAGAAUUUAGUUUAUGUUUUUAGUUUUUAAAUUUGUGGUUUUAGAACCGGACGUUUUAAUAUUUGUUUUUUGUUAAACAUUUAGUUUGUAGUCUAAAAUAAUUGUCAGUGUGAAGAAAUUAAAGUGAAUGCUUGAGUAUCAGUGUUAACCAAAAAUUUAAAUGACGGAGAUUUUCAGGGGUGAAAAAAUGAUGACUUAUAUACCUAUAUUAUUGGCUGUGCUGCUUGGAUCGCAAGGCCAAGCCAAAGUAGCUGACUCGGACGCUGUGAAACUGCUUCAGAAAUAUGUGCAGAUAAACACCGUCACUACAUCAGAUUUGACGAAAGCGGUAGAUUUCUGGAAGCAACUGGCUGCUGAAGACAAUUUACCUAUUAGUGUACACGAGUACACGCCGGGGUACCCUGUAGUCAUCAUAAAAUGGGCCGGAACUGACGAUAGCCUGGACAGCAUCAUGCUAAACUCUCAUAUGGAUGUGGUACCUGCCGCUAUGAGCGACGGUUGGACCUACGACCCAUUCUCAGGCCAUUUGGACACUAAUGGCGACAUUUACGGGCGAGGCACGCAGGACAUGAAGUCUGUAUCUAUUCAGUAUUAUAUGGCAUUGCGAAGACUCAAGGCCAAUAAUAUACCGCUGCUACGAAACGUGUACAUGACUCUUAUGCCCGAUGAGGAACUUGGAGCAGAGAACGGCAUGAUACCAUUUCUGAAGAGCCAGGAGUUCCUUGACAUGAAUGUUGGUCUUGAAUUAGAUGAAGGCACUUCCUACCCAAUACCCUUUAUUCCUGUAUUCUACCAAGACAAAGUGGUUUGGCAAAUUAGAGUUGAUUGCUAUGGCAUUUCUGCUCAUGGCUCUACAUUCCCGACUACCGACAGCACUGCUACUGGCAAGUGCAACAAUGUGAUCAAUAGAUUCUUCCAGUUCAGAGAUGAACAGUAUGCUUUAUAUGGAAAGGCGGCACAAGACAACGCCGGCGGUUACACAUCUAUCAACCUUAACAGAAUCAAUGCAGGAACAGCUGAUAACGUGAUCCCUAGUCACGUGAGUCUCGUAUUCGACAUGCGCUUGGGCAACACUGUCGAUACUGAAGAGUUUGAUGCCACGCUCCACAAAUGGAUUAGCGAGGCUGGUGAAAACAUCACCCUCACAUACAUUCUGAAGAACCAACAGUCACCGGCUACUUAUACCAACACCACUACUCCCUACUGGACCGCCAUCACUACUGCAGCUGCCUCUGCGGGAGUAAUAGUAGCUCCAAUCCUUCCUCCGGGCUCGACGGACGCACGUCACGUCCGCAACGCCGGCUACCCUGCGUACGGCGUCUCUCCUAUGCCCAGCACUGAACUACUUCUCCACUCAGUCAACGAACGCCUCAACAAAAACACAUUUACCAAAGGCAUCUCUUUCUAUGAGAAAGUCAUCAAAAACUUGGCUAAUGUCCCCGGAAGUGCGACUGCUCAGAAUCCUGUAGCGUAUCUUUAUAAAACUGCUGAAUAAGAAUUAACGGUCCAAUAAAGCACGUUAGUCAAAAGCAAACGU